UAAAGAUGAACCAAAUUUCAGACUCCAAUAUGUCGACAGAGCUGGAAAAUAGCUUUGAGGAAGAAAUCGAUCUAAGAGAUGAAUUAAGUAAACUUAGCAUUCAUCUCAGGACAAAUACUGAAUACUGCAUGAGAAGAGAACAAGAAAUUCCAGCCUACCUGGAAGUUGACGGGCUUGCUCUAGGAUUUGAGGAAGUUUACAAGGAGAAAAAUGAGCUCAUGGACACCCUUAAUAAAUACCAGGCAGGAAUGGUGGAACUUGGAAGAGAAAUAAAGAAUCAACAAUCAACAAGAACUGAAGCUGAUGCUAAUAUCAAGCAAGUAGCGGAUCUGAGAAAACUGUGCGAGACUAAGAUUAGUGACUUACGAAGAAUACAGAUGGAUCUUGAUGUCCUGAAGAAACAAGAAAUGGAGAGGAAGAAUGGAUCCAAGGACAAAUUGGAGGAGUUGGAGCAGGAGAUAAGGAAUGAGGCUUCAAGUCUUGGUUUAGAAUUUAUGAGAACAUCUCAUGGUUCCCUCAUUCUCUGCUUCACAUCUAUCAGUAGAUCGGACCCAGAAAAAAAAUACUUCUGUGAAGUGAAGGUUUCUGAGAGAAAAUAUCACUGUCUUCAGACCACACCUGCUCUUCAAGAUAUAGAUACCUUAAUAUCGACUCUGAAUCAAUCCAAUGAUUUCUCUGGGUUCUGUGUCUCUCUAAGGAAAAGAUUCUCUGCUCUUUCUUAAACCUAACUGUAUCAGUGUAUGGGCAAUAUGGAACUUUUUUAAAUUUUAAGAUAACUCAUUGAACUUAUGAACUUUUUAAAUAAUGUAAAAAUUUCGGUCUACAAAAAACGUUUUUUUAAUAGUUAAUAAAGUUAUAAUAAGAUUAUGUUCUAUACUUUUGAACUAUUUAACGGAUUAAUCUAUUAAGAGUUCUAAAAUAUUUUAGAUUUUGCAAUUUAAAUUUUGAAGUUAACGAAAAACAUUCGGUUUCAGUUUAAGUACGCUGUUAUGAACAUCAACGAAAAGUAAUGAACAGUUUUUAUCAAGUUGAUUUGUUUAUGGUUUAGAAAGGGACUUUUAAGAUUGCAUGCUUCCAGUUUUAUUUAGAAAUAAAAUUCAAGUAUAA
Eurytemora carolleeae is the source of this 1107-nucleotide messenger RNA. RefSeq names its product kinetochore protein Spc25. Gene Ontology annotation, biological process: chromosome segregation. Gene Ontology annotation, cellular component: Ndc80 complex. The coding region runs from base 6 to 722 and encodes 238 amino acids. The transcript is spliced from 10 exons. NCBI's taxonomy places the organism in Eukaryota, Metazoa, Arthropoda, Copepoda, Calanoida, Temoridae. The record is from RefSeq and is a predicted model, not a curated record.